AUGCUUCUCCUGCUGCCUCUGCUCUUCAAGGGACUUCUCGGCCAUGGGGCCAACACAGUGGCUCCACAGGUCUUAGACCCCCAUCAUCCAGCCGCAGAAGAGCCCCUCUCCUUCCACGUGCUCCAGAUCUCCUCCUUUGCCAAUCGCAGCUGGACACACACCCAGGGUUCAGGCUGGCUGGGCGAGCUGCAGACACAUGGCUGGGACAGGGUCUUGGGCACCAUCCACUUUCUGAGGCCUUGGUCCCAGGGUAACUUCAGCAAGGAGGAGCUGAAGAACAUCCAGGUAUUCCUGCAGUUGUACAUCCAUAGUUUCCCUUGGGAAGUGCAGGCCUUUGCCAGUCAGUUUCAGUUUCAGUUUCAAUACCCCUUUGAGCUCCAGGUAUAAUUUGGCUGUUUAAUUCGUCCUGGGAAGGCCUCAGAAAUCUUCUUAAAUGGGGCAUAUCAAGGAUCAGAUUUCCCGAGUUUCCAAGAAAAUUCCUGGAAGCCGUCUCCAGGAGCAGGGAGUCGAGCUCAGAAUGUCUGUAAGUUGCUCAAACACUACAAAUUUAUUAAAGAAAUCAUUCAGAGCCUUCUCAGUGACACCUGCCCUCGGUUUCUGGCAGGCCUCCUUGAAGCAGGGAAGUCAGAAUUGUAACGACAAGUGAAGCCAGAGACUUGGGUGUCCAAAGGCCCCAGUCCUGGGCCUGGCCGUCUGCUGCUGGUGUGCCAUGUCUCAGGAUUCUACCUGAAACCCGUGUGGGUGAUGUGGAUGAGGGGCGAGCAGGAGAAGCCUGGAACUCGGCAAGCCCUGCCCAAUGCUGAUGGGACUUGGUAUCUCCAAGUAACCCUGGAAGUGGCGGCUGGGGAAGCAGCUGGCCUGAGUUGCCGAGUGAAGCACAGCAGUCUAGGAGGCCAGGAACUCAUCAUCCGCUGGGGUGGAUACUCCUUCCUCCUGAUAUUGAUCUGUUUGAUGGUAAUAGUUUCCCUGGUCAUGUUGGUUAUAGUUGACUCAUCAUUUAAAAAACAGAGCUCAAAUCAGAACCUCCUUUCUGCUCAUGUCUCCCACCCUGGCUUUCCCUCAGGAGUCAAUACCCAAGACCCCAGGGGUUCAGGACAUCAGCUCUGCUUGGCACAGGAAUCAUGGACCAAAAACAGACUCUUAAAGAAAUGGAAAGCCAACUCUGGUGUCAUUAAUUUUACCUUCCACAUAAAAUCCCUUUCUGCUUUUGUUUAA
Molecule: messenger RNA, 1215 nt
Organism: Physeter macrocephalus (sperm whale)
Lineage: Eukaryota; Metazoa; Chordata; Mammalia; Artiodactyla; Physeteridae
Gene: CD1E
Product: CD1e molecule
Biological process (GO): immune response; positive regulation of T cell mediated cytotoxicity; antigen processing and presentation, exogenous lipid antigen via MHC class Ib
Cellular component (GO): external side of plasma membrane
Molecular function (GO): lipopeptide binding; endogenous lipid antigen binding; exogenous lipid antigen binding
Source: RefSeq, a predicted model, not a curated record